Messenger RNA from Cuscuta campestris, 2736 nucleotides. Lineage: Eukaryota; Viridiplantae; Streptophyta; Magnoliopsida; Solanales; Convolvulaceae. The record is from the annotation of a GenBank genome assembly.
CUCAAUCAGUUUGGACUGAAGGAUAAAAAACUUUUGCUUUCCAACAUUCAAUCGGCCUCCCAUGGUCCAACUUAAAUUUAUAUUAUCUGUCUGACAUUAGCCUUAAGACCCUCAGACUCUGUUGCAUGUGUUUUUUCUUCUUCGCACAAAUGCCUACCAGUUUUACUAGCACAGACACAAGAGCCAUCGCCGACUGCCCUUGCAAUUAGCUAGGGUUUUGAUUCAAUUACUACAUAUGACAACGCCCACCAGCAAUGAAGCUGAUUAAAGUUCUAAUGAUACUGAAAUGAAAAAAUGAAAAUUAAGAAAUUGAUUGUUUUGGAUGUUCCUACUUAAUAGAGUUCUACUCUCAAUAUUUAUGACGACUUUGCCUUUGAGAGAUGCUUUUUGUCAUGUAGAGAAUUGUGACCAGAUUUUUAAGUUAAAUUCUUCAGAAAAUGAUUGGAGUAGUUUCCGAUAUUGUUUAAAAAAGUUAUGAAGCCACAUGUCAUUUCAGUGGCACACAUUCUUCCACAACUAUUUUAAUCCUGAGGUAUGUAAAGUUUGUCUUAAGUUAAGGCAAUGGGGAACAUGAUGGGUUAUUAUUCCGUUAAGAAGAUGGCUCUUCUAAUGACAGUUUAUUUUGGCUGUUCUAAUGAUAAAUUAUUAUGAAAGAUAAACAUAUGAACAUGUUGUGUCGAGGUUGUUUCAGAAACGGCUCAUAUAGCCACAGAGGUUUAGGUGAAGAUUUAUGAGGCGCAUGUUUCUCAGUUUUGUAAACAUAGAAAUGAAAGGUUCAUGAACGUCACUGAAGUGUAGAGAAUGUUUUUCAACAAAAGAAUUUCAACUAAAGAACUGCAAAAGACACUGAGAAUGUUUUUCAACAAAAGAAUUGAAAAAGGCUAUUUUCAAGAAAUUUACACUUUUUACAGCAGUGUUCUGAAAAGUGCUAAGCGGCAGACUAAAACCUUGUGCCUAGCCGUGCUUAGUAGUUAGUAGGUGGUUAGUCGAUGUCUAGGCAGAAGGAUACAUCAUAGGCAGUUAGAGCAUAUGGGGUAAAAUAUACCAAAUAUUUGACAAGAAUCUUCAUUAAUAUGUGAUUACAUUCUAUAUUGGAUAGAUAAAGAGCAUGGUGUCCCACCAGAUUGGUGGGGUCAUAAAUUUGGUUUUGUUGUGGGGGGUUUUCUUGGAGCCCAGACAAAGCAAAAGAAGUCAUCUGUUGAAGAUCAGCAAGGUUCCAGUAGGAGAACUACAUUCUGUGAGGAUGAUCAAGAAAAUCUCUACAAUCGUGUUCAAGAUAAAGCUACUUCUGGAAAACAAGGUUUGGGCAUAAAGGACAAGCCAAAGAAGGUUGCCGGUUGUUUCUUUCAGGGGAAAAAGACAUCUUUUGAUGAAAGUGAUGUGGAUGAUUCCUCUGAUUCGAACCCACCAAUUCAAGCAAAAAAUGACAAAAUUUCCUACAUCUGUGCUGAACCAAAAAUGAAACUAAAAAAAUUGUGCAAGCGCCUCCUUAAAAAGGAACCCGGCAACUCUUUGAAACUUAAGCAGCUCAAAGUUCUUAUUGAUGAGCAUUCGUCUGGGGUGUUUCACAACAUGUCUAAGAAAGAUUCUAUAACUUAUUUAAAGCGCAAGCUUGAAGGCAGUGAUACGUUCUGCUUGGAUGGGAAACAAGUCUCUCUAACUUUAAGGAGCGGCUGAAAACAUGUUUUUCUUUUUUGCAGAUUGCGGCAACACAUUGUACAUUGUUUCUUGUUGAGGCCUGGCUUGGGGGUGAUGCACCAUUUGCUGCCAUAGUAUUUUCAGUUUGCUGCUUUUUAAUUAUAUAUACAUGUUUCCGAGGGGUUAAGGAUAAGGUUUGUAAAAUGUUUUUGUUCAGAUUAAUGUUUGUUUUGUAAUGCCUAGCAAGGAACUUUGAAGCUCUUCCAAUUUCAUCACUCUGGAUUCAUAUAAAGUGGUGUUUUUGGUAAUAAAUAGCUUUCCUUUGUUUUUAACGAAGCAUUCUUUGUUUGCACUGAUAUUAUCACGUUUCAACCUUUGGUGGUGAUGGUGUUUUUGUGGGAUUUUCCUCAUCAGAUGAUGCUUUACUAGAGGAGCUUUACAAGCCCUUCUACCACCACCUGCCUAACUCACCCUCCAUCUACUUGUCCACACGAGAACACGAACCCGAAGAUCGCGACGAUAGUGGUGAUCACAAGAUGAAGGGUUGUUACGAUGAGUCCUCCCCGCCGAAGACUCCUAAAUCCUCCUCCAAGUACAAAAAAAGGAAUAGGAAAAAUGAGCAUAAUAGAGUGGUGAUUGAAGUGGAAGCUGAGGAGCUUUGUAAAGAUAAGUGGGCUUGGAGAAAAUAUGGCCAGAAACCCAUUAAAGGCUCACCUUACCCGAGGAGCUAUUAUAGGUGCAGUAGCUCGAAAGGGUGUUUGGCGAGGAAGCAAGUGGAGAGGAGCAAUAGCAAGGCGGGGACGUUCGUGGUGACGUACACGGCGGAGCACAGCCACAGCCAGCCCACCAGGCGCAACUCUCUCGCCGGGACCAUCAGGAACAAGUUCAUUAUACUGCCUCCUCCUGCCACCGCCGCCCCUGCCACGCCGCCUCGGCUUCUGAUUCCGUCGUCAGCUUCCGAUCCUCUGUCGUCGUCGGAUUAUAACUCGAGCGCGUGCAACGAGGGGGGAGGCGUGGCAGUGGUACGGAAGGAGCCGGAGACGAUGAAAAUGGAGGAGAAUAUUGGCGAAGAUUUCUUUGCCGGUUUAGAGGAUCUGG